AUGGGCUCAAUCGACUCCACCCCCUUCCCCGUCCUCGACGACCCCCGCGCCUCCGACACCUCCCUCCCGGCCUUCAUGGUCUCCACCACCCGCGGCUUCCUCCCCCGCGGCGAUCCCGUCGCCGUCCUGCCCGCCGAGUUUGCGCCCCUAGAGGACAUUCUCGCGCGUAUGCCGGUCAAGAAGCUCGACGGCACACCGGGUCUCCUGGCCUCCUCCAAGCUCGGCGAGACCGUCGACGCGACGUUCCCGGACCUGACGGACGCUAUUGACCAGUACAAGGAGAACUUGCCGCUCAUGAACGCGCUGUACCGCGACUACUCGUUCCUCGCGUCCGCCUACCUGCUCGAGCCGUGCCACGAGCGGUUCGUCCGCGGCGAAGGGUACGGGCUCGCGAGGGAUGUGUUGCCCAGGAACAUUUCGAUGCCCAUUGCCCGCUGCGCUGAACUCACCGGCUUCAAGCCAUGGAUGGAAUACGCAGGCUCCUACGCCCUCUACAACUACCGCCUCGAGGACCCCUCAAAGGGCAUGGAGUACUCCAACAUCCGCCUCAUCCGAGCCUUCGAGCACGGCCUGGACCCGACCUCCUCCGAGGCAGGCUUCGUUCUCGUCCACAUCGACAUGGUCAAGAACACGGGGCCCCUCGUAAAGGGCACAAUGGCCGCCCUCCGCUCCUCCGUGCCCACCACCUCCCCCGUCCCCUCUCUGGACCGCGCCGCCCUCAACCAGGGCCUGUCCGAGGUCCUCGCCGCCCUCCGCAAGAUCAACAACACAAUGGAGACCAUGUGGGACAAGUCCCGCCCGCAGAGCUACACCAGCUUCCGCACCUUCAUCUUCGGCAUCACCAGCCAAUCCAUGUUCCCCAACGGCGUCGUCUACGAGGGCGUAAACGACGGCAAGCCCAUGUCUUUCCGCGGCGAGUCGGGUGCCAACGACUCCAUCGUACCCCUCAUGGACAAUUUGUUGCAGGUGCCCAUGCCCGACACCCCGCUCACCGAGAUCCUCAAGGACUUCAGGUCCUACCGCCCCAGCAACCACCGCCAGUUCCUCAUGCACGUCAAAGACCGCUCCCUCGAGGUCGGCCUCAAGGACGCCGCGCUCUCCACCAAGCUCUCCGCCGACAGCCUAGGUGCCGAGGAGAAGGAGGCCGUCAAGGAGUCCCGCCGCCUGUGGCUGCAUAUUCUGCACCAGGUGCGCGACUUCCGCUGGCGGCACUGGUGCUUCGCGCGCGAGUACAUCCUCAAGCGCACGUCGCACCCGACGGCCACGGGCGGGAGUCCCAUCGUCACGUGGUUGCCGAACCAGCUCGAGGCGAUUUUGGUGGAGAUGGAAGAUCUGUACGGGGCUGUUGGCGGUGCCAAGGGGGAGUGGGAUUUGGGCGAGGAGAUGAGGGAUGUGAUGGACCUUGUUGCGCGGCAGAAGACGACGCUGAGGAAGGAGGUUGCCAAGUAUUGUGCUGAGAGGGGGGUGAACACCGUUCUGCAGGCGGAUUCUUGA
Molecule: messenger RNA, 1494 nt
Organism: Colletotrichum paranaense
Lineage: Eukaryota; Fungi; Ascomycota; Sordariomycetes; Glomerellales; Glomerellaceae
Product: indoleamine 2,3-dioxygenase
Exons: 2
Coding region: 1-1494 (497 amino acids)
Molecular function (GO): heme binding; metal ion binding
Source: RefSeq, a predicted model, not a curated record